Messenger RNA from Gongylonema pulchrum, 225 nucleotides. NCBI's taxonomy places the organism in Eukaryota, Metazoa, Nematoda, Chromadorea, Rhabditida, Gongylonematidae. The record is from the annotation of a GenBank genome assembly.
AUGAUGGAUGUGACAAAUUUUCACGAAACUUCUCGCAAAGUGCUGAAACAGUGUGCCGAAAACAACAAUAUUGUACAGGCGUUGAUGAAGAAAUCACAUUUUCAAGCGGAUUUCAUGAAUCUCCUUGAUGUCAUGGAAGACAUGCGACAAAAGUGGGACGAGGAAAAAUCCAGAGCCGAUGCAUUGCAGGCACAGCUGAACAAGAAGGAAAGUGAUUACAGGUAA